Molecule: messenger RNA, 2746 nt
Organism: Cutaneotrichosporon oleaginosum
Lineage: Eukaryota; Fungi; Basidiomycota; Tremellomycetes; Trichosporonales; Trichosporonaceae
Source: RefSeq, a predicted model, not a curated record
GUUCCAUCCGAGUUAUCCACCAUGGUCGACGUCCAAACACCCGCCGCGGCUACGUCAGAGCAGGCCGAGAGCUCUCGCGAGGGUCUCCGUCGCAUGCAGCGUUUAAGCGAGGCUACACGCGUCAAGGCAAACCAUCACGUUGGCGCUUUCCACCCUACCACCUCGGCGCUUGUGUAUCCCCCUACUACUUCGCGGCGGCACCAUGUCGUCACAUCCGUCUUCGGCAGCGCGGCGCCGCGCGCUGUUCCCAUGAGUCGAUUCUUCCAGCCGGCCGAGGCGAUUGAAAUCUCGCCCGACGGCGCAUGGAUGGCAGCCGUGCACGCAAGUGGGCCGACCAUGCGCCCGGAGAUUAGUGACGGCGGACGCGUUGUCAUCUACUCCUCUUCCGUUCUCGACCCGUCGACCACCCUGGGCAGCUUCAUGCCGAUGUGCAACUUCUCCCUCUCCGCGCCUGUGCUCGCCAUGACACACGUUUAUCCUCCGCGUACGCGACUAGGGCCAAGUGGCGCCGAAGCAGCGCCAGCCCUCGGACCUGUGCCGCCGCCAGGCCACAGCGCUGCCAAGACACGCGGACCCACUCUCGUCGUGUUGACGAGCGAGCUGGUGUACCUCUUCCACCCCCAUCCUCUUCCCGGGACCGUUGUCCUUGACACACAGUCUUCGCACUCUGUUCCGACCGGAAGCGUAAGCGCCACCGGCAGCGGCGCAGCCGCGCCCCUUAACUGGACCAUCAACGCCCUCAGGUGUCCUCUCGGUGCGAGGAGUUAUGCCGACAUCGCCAACGGUGGGCCCAUGACGAGCAGCUACCGUGUACAGCGCGGAUGGCUCGGAAUGGUAGGCGGCAGUGACGGGGUGUGGGCCGCUGUUGAGCGUAACGGCGAGCUGAGCGUGAUUCGGAUUGACAUUGGCCUGGACGCGAACAAUAUCCCAUUCCUCGCCACGACGCCGUUGCCCGCCCUUCCGCGCCCGCGCCCGCCUCCCUUUCCCGACACGACGGUCGUGCCGGACGCCUUCCUCGAGCACGUCGUCUUCGUGCCCCUCAAGGAGGGCACUGCGAAUGGGAGUGUUGACUCAGGGCCGUCUGACCCAGGCGUGGCCAUGGUUCGAGUGUUCCGCGACGCAGACAGCUCGGGGGCACCGAAUACACCUCCGCGCUUGCGCACUCGCUUCGAGCUGUGCGAGCUGCGUCACCGUGCAGUAACACUAGUGGAGGGGUUCAAGGACCUUGGGCCUGCCACAGACGCGCCGACGCCCUUGGACUGGGUGCCUUCGCAUGCGCGUACAACCUCCAUAUCGCCUGAGGGCACAACAUUGCUCGCGCUUGCACCGCUCCCCGACGUGCCACCUCACACGCUCGCUCUCGCCCUGGUCAACUCGGGCUCUGGGCUCGUCUUGACGCACGUCAAUCUCGUGCCUCCUUCUGAGGGGGAUACGGAUGGCACUGGUCCGGCGCGAUGGCACGCGCUGACGGGCGAGGAGCGGGCAGUGGACCCGGCCGCAGCACUAGGUCCCACAGGCGUGGUCAGCCUCGCGCCGAGCCAGGGCACGCGGCGCGGCGAGAUGGGUAUCGUUGGCGUUUUUUCUCCUUCCACACCUCGCCUGAUCCCCAGUCCACGUCUGGGAGCACCAGCCACCCCGAGCGAGAGCUUGAAGGCGACCGCUAAACGUGCAGCGCGAUCUGUUGAACUUGCCGUUGUCCAAGGCGUUGACUGGAGCGACGCAGUGCGAGCCGCCUUCGCGACCGUCCCGCCUGCCGAGGGUCCCGAGCUGGCAGGUGCCAUUCUCGAGCAGGCGCUCAGCUUGUUCAUUCAGCACUCGCGCUCGUAUGUCCCUCACAUCCUGCGACUGCAAGUGGCGGUGUGGGCGCUGGUCGACGACCCGCGGCGCUCGCUCGCUGCCGAGCUGUUGCGAAUUGCGGAGGGAAGCCAGGCCUUCUACCUCUGCGGCGAAGAGAAGGAGGGAGGGGUGACAUUCGACCUCGACAGUGUCUGGAACCUCGUGGACAUCUACGAGUGGGGCCUGAGCGUGCUCGGGCAGACGAUGCGGGACGCAGUAGCCGAGCGCGCGCAGAGCGAAUGGGCUCCGACCGAGCCCAGGACGGACGGCUCGUCCAGACUGCUGUACGUGGCCCACCCUCUGCUCCGGCGCAUCCUCGCGCACUUCAUCGCGCUUCUCGACGCGUUCGCCAAGUUCGUCAUGUCUUUGGACAGGCCGAUCCGGGCCCCCGACUCCUCUCUGCUACUGGGGCGGAGUGCGCAAGCCACCUCGGUCGCCUCCACCCGCAUCCUGGACGCGACGGGGCGCGAGGGCGUCGACCUCAAAGCAUGGGGUGACUUCCUUGCGUCUGUCGGCAAGGGCUCCCGGCCCAGCGACGCCGACACGUGUGCAUCCCUCCUCCGCCUAGACUUGGGCCCCAUCGCCUCCUUGCUCCCCUCCAUUCUCUCCGCCAUGCCGACUAGCUCGGCACUUUUCGCCCCUGCGGCAGCAGCCGAGCCGAUUGCCCGCGACGGCGUGACUUGCGCGCCGCUGGGCGAACGCCCCACCGCCAUUUGCGACCGUUGCAAUGCGCGCACUGUGCUGACGGCUAACAACGUUAUGCGGGGGGCGGUGCCGUCGCCCUGGGCGGCUUGGAGGAGGACGUGGACUGCAGGGUGCUUAUGUGGAGGGACAUGGAUGCGGCAGCAUUUAGAGGCGCCGGCGGGACUGCGGCCUCGAUAGGAGCUUGAUUAUGCAACCAUGCAGUGCU